Molecule: messenger RNA, 1805 nt
Organism: Pseudophryne corroboree (corroboree frog)
Lineage: Eukaryota; Metazoa; Chordata; Amphibia; Anura; Myobatrachidae
Product: indolethylamine N-methyltransferase-like
Exons: 5
Coding region: 263-1051 (262 amino acids)
Cellular component (GO): cytosol
Molecular function (GO): N-methyltransferase activity
Source: RefSeq, a predicted model, not a curated record
AGGAAUUGCAUGCAGCCAGCGUUCUUUAGGAAGAAAAGUUCAAUACUGGCAGGCAGUCGGCGGCAGCUUCACGUCACUCAGUUGUUUGGCAACAGCAGUACUGGUCGGCAACUGUGACUGAGUGACUUACAUCUUUUGGACCACGUGAUAUCCUACAUGAAUAAUGAACACCAACUGAAGACGUUGUCUGCCUAGGGAGGAUACAUUUCUUCAGAGGUUCCCCGUUGUGAGAAACCACUAUAUAGCCUGAGAGAAGAACAUCAUGGAGACACCCUUCACCACCCAGCAGACCUACAUUGAUGAGUUUAACCCAGUAGAUUACUACAAUACAUACUAUGCUCCAGGAGAAGGAACUCUUACUGGAGAAUGGACAGACUUUGUAUUGCGGAAUCUUCAUGAAACCUUUUCUCCAGGUUGUGUAGAAGGCGACACUUUGAUUGAUUUUGGCUCUGGACCAACCAUCUACCAAGUCCUUACUGCUUGUGAAGUCUUUAAGAACAUAAUCCUCUCUGAUUUUCUUGAACAAAACCGAGCUGAACUUCAGAAAUGGCUGAGGAAAGAUCCCAAUGCUUUAGAUUGGACCCAUAUUAUCAAACAUGUGUGUGAGUUUGAAGGGAACAGGGAGAAUUAUGAAGAGAAAGCUGAGAAGCUCCGCAGUAAGGUGAAACAGGUCCUGAAAUGUGAUGCACUGAAAAGUAACCCUUAUGAUCCUAUUGUUCUGCCUCCCGCUGAUUGUCUCCUCACCUGCCUUUGCCUUGAAGUCCCUUGUGAGGACAUAGAAACAUUUUGCAAUGUUCUGAAAAAUUUCCAAAACUUACUUAAACCUGGGGGACACUUAUUGGUUUUGAGUAUGCUAAAUGCCACCUUUUACUAUGUUGGUAAAAAACGGUUUUCUUGCUUGUACUUAACAAAAGAUGACCUGGAGAUGGCUUUUAUAAAGGCUGGUUAUGAAAUAAAGAAAAUGGUAGUUUCUCCUUGGACUGAUAAGUCAAGGGCGGAUAUUUCUGACCAUGACAGUCCGUAUUUUGUCCAUGCCUGUAAACCAAAGUAAUGGGAAGCCAGUCAUAAUUCACUUUGGAAACAAAUUGAAAAAUCUAUAUAGUGUGUUUGCAUUGCCCUUUUUUUACAAUCAUUCAUCUCUUUUUUCACAGAUCUUCACUUUAUAUUCAUGCACUUAAAUGUUUGGCCACAUACAAUAUAACUAUGUGGUUCUUGCUCUAAAGCUUCAUUUGCCAAUAAUAAUUAAUAUUGCUGGAUAGUUGAACCCAAAUUUGUACAUUAUUAAUGAUAUAUUGUAAUACCAAAUUAAAGCAUCUUGGGGUUGUAUUCAAAUGAUAGUGUAUAUCAUGCCCAAUCUCCUUUCUAAAGUGAUCCCCAUUAUGGUGCAUAUUGCGCAUAUAGUAAUCAGGGUUAGCUGCAUAAAGGGUUGGGUGCCUCACUACCCCGGGGGUUGCGAGCUGAAAUUAUGAUACCACGCCCCACAUCAGAAAUAGCAUGGGUUUGGAAGGGGGUGAAUAGAAUCGAAUACCGCCCUUGGUGUCUAACUUGCUGUCUUAUCAAACAUAAAUUUAAGUCAAACUGCAAUAAAAUUAUAACUAUAGACUAUAAUUAGAACAUAUUUAAAACAGAAACACAUCCAGUAAAAAAGGCAAUAAUUAACUAGUUAUUGUGCUUGCUGAUUUAUAAACUAUAUUUCACUAAAAACAGUCUUUAUAUCUUUGCAAUUGGUUGCCCAUUGUAACUUAUGGGAUGUUAUGCUAUUAUCUGUAAUAUUAUAUUCUAUCUGUGUUAUCUGCAUAAAUAAU